AUGAUAGGGUUUGUCCUCAGCAAUGUUUGUAGGAGAGGACGCAGGAUUGGCACCAACAGGCGACUAACCUGCAGCUUUGGCACUUCGCAGGCCACCGAGGGGGAUGCGGCUGGCAGCAGGGGCGAGCCAAUCCCCAGGACAGGCAGCUCGCACGCUGCGCCAUGCAGGACCCCGCUCGUCAACUACGCGGACGGCCUCGAUCGGGACACCUUCAAAAUCUGCAAGGAGUUCCUGAGGCCCUUUAAGAAGUCUCUCAGGAAGCUGUGUUUGCCCCAGCACCUCUCCAGGAAGAGAAAAGUGAAGUACACAAAGGAAAGCCUGACCAUAAUCGGGGACCGCAUUGACUUGUUUCUGCGGCAGCACUGCAGAGCCUCGGAGGUCAAGCACUGGAAGACAAUGAUGUGGAGGUUCGUCUCCCUCUUCUCAGAGAAUGACGAAAAGCAGCUGCAGAAGCUGUAUAAGUACAUCAAGAGCAACAGAAUGGACAAGUUUAAGCUGUUAUGCUGUCCACCAGAAAGCACAGAUUCAGUUCCAGGAACAAACCUGAGUGAAACAAGCAGGAGUGGCCCUACAACAGCUGAAACCUCGAUGGAGGUACCAGAGGCGUCCAGGAACAACCAGGGCACAAACCAGGACACAGAGGCCAUCACCAUGAAUGCACCCACCGGGGCACAGCCCAGUGGUGAAAAUGAUGGCUGA
Molecule: messenger RNA, 699 nt
Organism: Anas platyrhynchos (mallard)
Lineage: Eukaryota; Metazoa; Chordata; Aves; Anseriformes; Anatidae
Gene: CHCT1
Product: CHD1 helical C-terminal domain containing 1
Source: RefSeq, a predicted model, not a curated record